AAGCAUGCAUCAAGGACAAUGUAAACAGUAACAAAAAAAAAAGCGUAAUGAAAGGAUACAAUGAAACUAGUGAUUUGCAGUCAAAUAAUGGAAUACAUACUGGCAAAAAGUCAUAUUCAUGUAAUGAAUGCGAUAAAAGCUUCAAUCGGUCUAAUGAUUUGAAGAGACACAAUAGAAUACAUACUGGUGAAAAGCCAUAUUCUUGUGAUAAAUGUGGUAAAAGCUUCAGUCAAAUUAACCAUUUACAAUCACACCAUAGAAUACAUACUGGUGAGAAGCCAUAUUCUUGUACAGAAUGUGGUAAGAGCUUCAGUCAAAUUAACCAUUUACAAUCACACCAUAGAAUGCAUACUGAUGACAAGCCAUAUUCUUGUACAGAAUGUGGUAAGUGCUUCAAUCGAUCUGAUGUUUUGAAGAAACACAGUAAUAUACAUACUGGUUUAAAGAUAUAUUGUUGUAUAGAAUGUGGUAGGACCUUCAAACAAUCUGGUGAUUUGAGGAAACACAAUAGAGUACAUACUGGUGAAAAGCCAUAUUCUUGUAAAGAAUGUGGUAAGAGCUUCAGACAAUCUCGUGAUUUGAAAGUACACAAUAGAAUCCAUACUGGUGAAAUGCCAUAUUCAUGUAAAGAAUGUGGUAAAAGCUUCAGUCGACCUGAUGGUUUGAAGAAACACAAUAGAAGACAUACUGGUGAAAAGCCGUACUCUUGUAAAGAGUGUGGUAAGAGCUUUUUUCUAUCUGCUGAAUUGAAGAUGCACAAUAGAAUACAUACUGGUGAAAGGCCAUAUUCUUGUAAAGAUUGUGGUAAGAGCUUCUGUCGAUCUGAAGGAUUGAAGAAACACAAUAGAAUACAUAUUGGUGAAAAGAAAUGUUUAAAAGAAUGUGAUAAUACUUUCGAUAGUGUGAUGUGAGUACGCGCUUUUCGAUUGAGAGAGUCAUCCUGCCGCUAACGUCAGUCCAAACAUGACAGACUCGACCAUAUUCAUAAAACCAGUAGCGGCCUAACGCAGCGGUUUCUGAUAGGUUUGUGUCGGCAAUUGGUACGCAAACAACAAACCUUGUGAAAACUAACAUCAAAAAGAGUUGAUCCCAGGGGGUAUCAUCUCUGCCAGAGUCAGAGAUCUCUCAUUGAGUAUUUUUGCUUCUCGUGUUCUGGAGAGUGCACUGAACCGCUUACAUCUAACGAACGAUGCAAUAACAACACACCUCAUUACACCCCAAACAUUUGCGACAUUUGGGGAAUCUAUUCCAGCAUAACCACUGUGAUGGAUGAAAUCUUCUGUUGCUGACAUAACUGUAGAUAUAUUUCGUUAUUAGGAUUCACACCAUCUUAUAAGGUGUAAGAAAACUUUUAAUUUUAGUCAUAUAACAAAAUUUGAUAUAAAAAAUAAUUAUAGUGGAAUGAGGAUUUACUGCCGCAUCAAAUUAAAUACUAGAAUUACUUUUAAUUGUCUUAAAAUAUAACACUAGCCAGAUAUAUAGAUUUUAUUUCAAGUUUAUACCUAGUGAUAUAAAUAUAAUAAUAUAUAGCUGUUAGCGUCGAACCAUAAACCGGAUUUUGACUGGAAAAUUAAAUUAUAUUAAUUGUGAUGUCGAAACUAAUUAAGCAGCCUUUUAGUUAUUUUAAGAAACACGAAUUAUAAAAAUAGAAAUAAAAAAUGUUUAAGUACA
This is a messenger RNA of Leptidea sinapis, 1671 nucleotides long. Its product is annotated as zinc finger protein 239-like. The record is from RefSeq and is a predicted model, not a curated record. Lineage: Eukaryota; Metazoa; Arthropoda; Insecta; Lepidoptera; Pieridae. Bases 48 to 911 code for a protein of 287 amino acids. Gene Ontology annotation, molecular function: RNA polymerase II cis-regulatory region sequence-specific DNA binding; DNA-binding transcription factor activity, RNA polymerase II-specific. Gene Ontology annotation, biological process: regulation of transcription by RNA polymerase II. The transcript has a single exon.